AAGUUGUUACACAGUUAUAUCACCGCAACAAGAGCUCGACAGAAUCAUUUUAUUUACUUAAACAAGUAAACCGCGUCAACGGCCGUCGAGGGCAAUUCAGAAAAUAGUAGUCAGACAUGUUUGGUUCAGUAGUGGUAGGCAUCGGGACGGCAGGCUUUGUGAGGAUCAGGGACAUGCUAGCCCCUCUGCCUUCCAGUGCAGCUGAGAAGCUCAGUGUCAAAGGCUUCAUAUCCAGGAGGAACCUAGAGGAGCAGCAGGGAGUGAAACAGAUCACUAUCGAGGAUGCCCUGAGGAGAGAUGACAUAAAGGUGGCCUUCGUCUGCACUGAAAAUGCUGCCCAUGAGGAAAACAUCAGGACAUUUCUGGAAGCUGGGAAGCAUGUCUGUGUGGAAUAUCCUAUGGCCAUGACACACAAGACUGCCGUGGACCUCUGGGACCUGGCUCAGGAAAAAGGAGUGGUCCUGCAUGAGGAGCACAUAGAACUCCUGACAGCUGACUUUAAGCAGCUGAAGAAGGACAUAGCAGGGAAAAAGCUGGAGGAAGGAUCCCUUCACUUCACAGGAGGUCCUAAGAAGCCAGGCUUUGGGUUUCCAGCUUUCAGUGGCAUCGCCCGGCUCACCUGGCUGGUGGAUCUGUUUGGAGAGCUGUCUGUCACUGCUGCCAGCAUGGAGGAAGACCAGGAGAACAAGUACAUGAAGAUGACCACUCAACUCAUGACUAAAGAGCAGAAGCCUCUCACGUGGAUUGAGGAGCAGGGUCCUGGCCUGCCCAGAGCAAAGAAUAUCAACUUCCGCUUUGACUCAUGCACCAUGACCCAGCUGCCCCCGGUCGCCAGGGAGCCGGUGGGUCUCUUCAUGCAGGACUUGGUGCUCUUCAGUCAGAAGCUGCUGGGCCAGGUGCCCCGUGACCAGCUCCAUGCCGAGCGCCGCAGGGUCCUCCACUGUCUGGAGCUGGCCGACCGCAUCCAGCAGCUGAGCCAGCAAGGCCAGGGAUCAGCCCAGGAUGCCUAGAGACCAGCAGCAGGGGCCAAACCUAAGCCUACUGGUAGAUGUCCAAGCGCACAAGAUCCGGCCAUAAGCCAUAAAUAAGCCUUCUACAGUACAGCUACUGUAACAUGCUGUACUGCUGACAGACGCGCUCGGAACGUCUUUGAAAUGUUAACGGAUUUCAUUAAUAAAUGAGGGUAAGGAGAUGUGCAAUGCAUUUCAGAAACAAAUAGGUCUCUAAGGCAUGUCAGCUUAUUAUAUUAGGGUUAGGCUAUUACUCACAACAGACCUCAUAUGUACUACAUCUUAACAUUGAUGAAAGGUCAGUUAAUAGUUUGUUUGCAUUGUGUUACUUAUUCAAGUUAAUCUACAUUACAUGUGCUAUAACAUUCCUGUGGUUGAACACAGCUCAUGAUGCUUUAUCAUUAGCUGGUGGUGCUUUUAUAUGGUCAUUACUUAUUUAUCUCAUGACAUUUAUUGAUUUACGUUGUUUAGCUACCGUGCACUCAGAAGUGGAAAGCAAAACUGUGUCAUACUGAUCCUUGCAUGUUCAAAUCAUUAACGCUCUACAAUAGGUGUUUGCCUGAUACCUGAGGUAAAUAUUGCACUGAUUAAUAUUUAGAUUGCUCUGGCAGGUGAAAGGGUGUUAUUUACAUCGCAACUUCAACGUUGUCAAAAUGUUGUUAGUAGACUGCAAUUGACACUCAUCUGUUUAUUUAAAGUAUUAUUUGAUUGUUCAUUCCUUGUUGAGGGAGUGUAUUACCAUGUGUUGACAACUUGACACAGUGUUGCUUUAUUCCUAUUUAUUCAACAAUAAAAGGCUGUUUUCAUUUACAAAGCAGUGACACCACGGCUGAAAACACUUCCCUGGUUUUAGCACUAAAUAAUUCACUAGCUUGUUCUUGCAACGCGCUUCCCUUCCCUUUUCUCUCUGUUUCAAAACUACUUCUGCAUGGCGAUGAAACUUAAAAGACUAAAUCUUUUAUGCGUAUGUUUGAAAACUUAAGGUUGCAAUUCGAUGGUAGCACAAGUCUUCCUGUUUUUUGUCUCUCCAGUGACUGUCCCUCUGAAUGGGGCCACAACAGAAACCACUAUUUCAAGGGUCUCCAAAUUAGGUGUUGACCAUACAAUAUAAUAGUGAGUGUUCUAUUUAAUUCCGGGAUGCUGACAGACUGAAUUUGUGCCUUAUUGGCCUGCUCAGUUCCCUCUCCAUUGUUAACCAUCCAUGUCAGUCCCAUCUAAUGAUGUAUAUGUCUAUGGUUCCAUCCCAUGUCACACAAGUACACACUACCCAGUGCGGUUUGGACACUUUUAACUGGGUGUCACUGUAGUGUUAUUAGCAAUUUGUAGGGAGAGAAAAUAACAUUCUUUAUCAGUUUAAGAGGGAGAAUUGUACUGUUUUAUUGGAUUAUAAUGCCUGAAUGUUGACAUGUUUUGAGUGUAUUGUAACUGUAUAGUUUGCUAUGAGAUUCAUAAUUAUCUGUUUUCCAUAUUAAUAGGCUAUUAAUAAAGUGUGCCUGAUUGAUCAUC
Messenger RNA from Coregonus clupeaformis (lake whitefish), 2516 nucleotides. It is a transcript of the gene blvra, whose product is annotated as biliverdin reductase A. The coding region runs from base 117 to 1010 and encodes 297 amino acids. Lineage: Eukaryota; Metazoa; Chordata; Actinopteri; Salmoniformes; Salmonidae. The record is from RefSeq and is a predicted model, not a curated record. Gene Ontology annotation, biological process: heme catabolic process. Gene Ontology annotation, molecular function: zinc ion binding; biliverdin reductase [NAD(P)H] activity; nucleotide binding. The transcript is spliced from 7 exons.